Messenger RNA from Lotus japonicus, 1437 nucleotides. RefSeq names its product transcription factor MYB36. The record is from RefSeq and is a predicted model, not a curated record. NCBI's taxonomy places the organism in Eukaryota, Viridiplantae, Streptophyta, Magnoliopsida, Fabales, Fabaceae. The coding region runs from base 149 to 1279 and encodes 376 amino acids. The transcript is spliced from 3 exons.
UUCCGCCCUAUAAAUCAUUCUCUUCCUUCCUCGAGUUUUCCCAAUUCUCUCUUCCUUCAUAUUUCCUCCAACACAAAGAAAUUAAGGAGAGAAGAAAUUAAACCUGAUUAGAAAGAGAGAGAUAAUCACAAUUCACAACAACAAAACCAUGGGUAGAGCUCCAUGCUGUGACAAGGCCAACGUGAAGAAAGGACCUUGGUCUCCUGAAGAAGAUGCUGCACUCAAAUCCUACAUAGAAAAGAAUGGAACUGGAAACAAUUGGAUUGCUCUUCCUCAGAAAAUAGGGCUCAAGAGAUGUGGAAAGAGUUGCAGGCUUAGGUGGUUAAAUUACUUGAGGCCAAACAUCAAACAUGGUGGAUUUACUGAAGAAGAAGACAACAUCAUUUGCAGCCUGUACAUUAGCAUUGGCAGCAGGUGGUCCAUUAUUGCUGCUCAGCUACCUGGAAGGACUGACAAUGACAUCAAGAACUACUGGAACACCAGAUUGAAGAAGAAAUUGCUUGGGAGGAGAAAACAAUCUAACCACAGCACAAAAGACACAAAUGGAUCAAUAGAGGAGAAUUCUUAUUCAAACAAUGCACUGAGCAGUUCUGCACUUGAAAGACUCCAACUUCAUAUGCAACUUCAGAGUUUUCAGAACCCUUUCUCUUUCUACAACAACACCAAUAACCCUACACUCUGGCCCAACAAGUUGCAUCCUUUUCAAGAAAAAAUGAUCCACCAGAGCCUGCAGCAACAGCAGCCCUUGAAUAAUCAUGAUGGCUCUAACAGCAACCCUGUGAUCAUGCAACAAAAAGAUGAGUUCUACAAGCCUUCUUUUGGUGAUGGUGUUGUGCUUCAACAAGAUGGUGCUAAGAUCAAUAUUAACACCACACCACAGGUUGGUGGUGUUUUGGAGAGUCCUUUGAGUAACAGUUCUGUUCCCUUCUCUGCUUCUGGGAGUGUUGCACCAAGAGGAGAAGGUUCUGAGAAGAAUUAUAAUAUGGGGUUUCAGUUUCAGUUUCAGCAAGUUGGUGCACUGCAAACUGAACUCGAUGACAUUCUCAACAACAGAACAGUGGGUAGUUACAUGCCACAGCAGGAGGAAGAUCAUCAUGUGGUGGCUGAUCAAUUUGAUUGUUUCAGAGAGAUGAAUGGUGGAUCAAAGGACAGUUUGAUUUGGUGGUCCAAUGAUUCUGACACCAAAUCAGGAUCCUCAAACUCUUGGGACUCUUCAACUAAUCAAGUUCUUCUGCCAGAAGGGAUGUUCCAAGAUUAUGAACUUGGUUACAGUCUUUGAUUAACUAGUCUCAUGAAUUUAAUUAACUUUCUGGCUAUCCUAGAUAAUUUGUAUUGCCUUGGUCCUAAGAUGAGGAAAGAUAAGAGUGAUGAGUAACAUGUCUUGUAAACAAUAUGGUGAAUAUGAUAAUAAUGUAUAUCUUUAAUUUGUUUGAGUUA